UGUUUAUACUACACCACCAGUAAGUACUACUACUGGUUUAGCGCUAGUUUUAUGAGAUUAAUUGAAAAAUUAUGAUGUUUACAAAUAAAAUAUCAAUGUUUUCAUUCUGCUUUCCACGUCGAAGACAUCCAACACAAAUCUACAACAUAUUCAGAGCUGCCGAGAGAUGUUUGAAGGCUUAAUCCAUCCCACGCAAACAACUUCAGACUGCAAUUAAUCAGCAGGUACUUGACGAAUCAUCCCAGAAUGCCAUCUGACAGCCAAACAACCAGUUUGGAACUCUGAGGAUGGCUCCUCCAGAAACCUCCAGCCACAGAUGCCCGUUCUUCAGCUCAUGGCUGCCCAGGACGACUCAACACUCUCGGGCUUCCCUCAUGCGGACCUGCACUCUGUAAAGUGGAUCCGAAGCAGAACAGCAGCUCAAGCCGGUCUCCUUUAGGAAAGGGCACGCUCAUUCAGACCUCGUCUUUCAGCUUACAAGCACACAAAGAACAAGACCUUCAGAGCCGAAGCUUUCAGAUUGCUAGAGGAAGUGCAGACAAUCAUAUGUAAAGAUGGAGCAGGAGAUUUCAAAAGUGCAGCGCAAGAUGUCAGACCUGGAGUCAGUUCUGCAGCAGAAGGACGUGGAGCUCAAGGCUUCAGAAACCCAAAGAACCAUCUUAGAACAAGACUUGGCCACCUAUAUCACCGAAUGCAGUAGUUUGAAGCGCAGUUUGGAGCAGGCCCGCAUGGAGGUUACGCAGGAGGAUGAUAAAGCUCUGCAGCUCCUGCACGACAUACGGGAGCAGAGCAACAAACUGCAGGAAAUCAAAGAACAGGAGUACCACGCUCAGCUGGAGGAAAUGCGCGUUUCUAUUCGUCAGCUGGAGGAGAACCUGUCCGCCGCUCGCCGCCGCAGCGACCUGUACGAAUCCGAGCUGAAAGAGUCUCGCCAGACCAGCGAGGACCUCAAGAGGAAGGCUGUGGAAUACCAGCAGAAGAUUCAGAAGGCCAAAGAACAAGGCAAAACUGAGAUGGAAGAACUUCUGACCAAAUUGCAGAAGACCAAUGCAGAGCAACAAGUGAAGGUUGAAGAACUCCAGGAGAAGCUUGCCAAGGCCGUGAAGGCGAGUACAGAAGCCACUGAACUCCUGCAGAACGUCCGGCAGGCUAAAGAACGUCUGGAGCGAGAUCUGGAGCGUCUGCAGACCAAAGAGGACUCCACCGACAGCCUGCGCAGACGCCUGCGAGACACUGAGGAACUCGAAGAGAACUUGCGUGAAACACAGGCAACAGCACAGCGUAUGGAAACACACCUGGAACAGAAGAAAAAGCUUUAUGAAGACAAGAUCAAGGUUUUAGAGACUCAAAUGAAGGCUGAUUUGGCUGAAAAGGAACUGCUGGAGUCCAAGCAGAACACGUAUGAGGAGGAAUCUCGCGAGCGGGGAAAAAUGAUCAGCGACCAGACAGCGACGAUCAAUGCCAUGGAGUCAAAGAUGAGCAAUCUGGAGCAGAGGAUCACUGAGCUGUCCGAGGCCAACAAACUGGCAGCCAACAGCAGCAUUUACACGCAGAAAAACAUGAAAGCCCAAGAGGAGAUGAUCUCUGAACUCAGGCAGCAGAAGUUUUAUCUGGAAUCUCAGGCAGGAAAACUGGAGGCCCAGAAUGCAAAGCUGGAGGAACAUCUGGAGAAACUGACACAACAAGAGCAGACUAACAAGAGCAGAGUGCUGGAACUGGAGGCUAGACUGCGAGAGAUGGGUCUGGAGCACGAGGAGCAGAAGCUGGAGAUCAAGAGACAGGUGUCGGAGCUCACGCUGUCCCUGCAGGAGAGAGAAGCACAGAUCAGCAGCCUGCAGGCGGCCCGGCACUCACUGGAGAGCCAGCUACGACAGGCCAAGACCGAGCUGGAGGAGACGACCGCGGAGGCCGAGGAGGAGAUCACCGUCCUCCGGGCCCAUCGGGAUGAAAUCCAACGCAAGUUUGAUGCCCUGCGGGACAGCUGUGCGGUGAUCACGGAUCUGGAGGAGCAGCUGACACAGCUGACGCAGGAAAACUCCGAGCUGAACCGACAGAACUUCUACCUGUCCAAACAGCUGGACGAGGCCACGGACGAGAACGAGGACAGACUGCAGCUCAAGCAGGACGUGGAGCGCCUGCGCCGGGAGGUGGCCGACCGAGAGAUGCACCUCAACAACCAGAAACAGAACAUCGAGACGCUGAAGACCACAUGUACGAUGCUGGAGGAGCAGGUGCUGGAGCUGGAGACGCUGAACGAUGAGCUGCUGGAGAAGGAGAGACAGUGGGAGAACUGGAGAUCUGCCCUGGAAGAGGAGAAGAACCAGGCAGAGCGCCGAACCAGAGACAUACAAAGACAACUGGACAACGAGAAGCAGAACAGACUCCGUGCAGAGCAGCGCAAUUCUGAGUCUCGUCAGGCCGUUGAACUGGCGGUCAAAGAGCACAAAGCUGAAAUCCUGGUUCUGCAACAGGCCCUGAAAGACCAGAAACUCAAAGCUGAAGGUCUUUCUGAUACGCUGAGUGAUCUGGAGAAGAAACACGCCAUGCUGGAGAUGAACGCGCACAGCCUGCAGCAGAAGCUGGAGACGGAGCGAGAGCUCAAACAGAGGCUCAUGGACGAGCAAGCAAAACUGCAGCAGCAGCUGGACAUGCAGAAGAGCCACAUCUUCAGACUGACUCAAGGACUUCAGGACGCACUGGACCAGACGGAUCUUCUGAAGACCGAGCGGACAGACCUGGAGUACCAGCUGGAAAACAUACAGGCGGCGUACUCUCACGAGAAGGUCAAGAUGGAGGGGACCAUCACCCAGCAGACCAAGCUCAUAGACUUCCUGCAGGCCAAGGUAGAGCACCCCUCUAAGAAGAAAAAGGGGCUGUUUGGCGGCAGGCGUCGAGAGGAUCUGCUGGCGGCGCAGGGACAGACGCAGGUGCCCGCCGUGACCCCUGUCCCCCUGCAGUACAGCGACCUGAAGGCCGCGCUGGAGAAGGAACGCGCUCGCUGCUUGGAGCUGGAGGAAGCCCUGCAGAAAACACGCCUGGAGCUCAGAGAGGUUAAGUUUAAUAAAGCUCUGGAGCACAGCGGUACUCCAGCCACCCCGGGUUUGGCUCGUCAGCAGCUCAUGAUGUCCACCAAAUCCAACAAAUCCCCCGAGCACCAGCCCAGCAGCGGCCUGGUGUCGUCCAGCUCCGGCCGCAGGAAGGACGCUGCCAAUCCUGAAGAGUACACCAGACGUGUGAAGGACAGGAUUCAUCACAACACUGCUCACCGCUUCACACAGGGACUCAACAUGAGGGCGGCCCGCUGCACCGUCUGUCUGGACACCGUCCAUUUUGGACGGCAAGCCGCGACAUGCAUCGAAUGUCACGCUUUGUGCCACCCAAAAUGCUCCCCGUACCUUCCAGCCACCUGUGGCGUGCCUACAGAGUACGCGCUGCACCUGUCCGAGGCUCUGUGUCGGGAAAAGGGAAGCACCUCUGGUCUGAAAGACGUUGGUGGACAUAUGAGGCUGGAAGGAUGGCUGAAGCAGCCCAGAAAUGGGAAGCGUGGUCAGGGCUGGGAGAGGAAGUACGUGGUGCUGGAUGGAUGUAAAGUGAUCACCUACGAGACAGAACCAAGAGACGGUCUGUUGGAGUCGUCUCCGCAGUCGACAUGCUGGCCCGGUCAGACUCUGUACCUCAUGACCUCAGGGUUUUCUGAGAAGCAGCGCUGGGUGGCCGUGCUGGAAGCCAUUGUGGCCAGCAGUCGUGGGGCGAGAGAGAAAGCCGAAGCAGACGCUAAAUUGUUGGGUAACUCCUUACUCAAGCUAGAAGGAGAUGAUCGCCUGGAUAUCAACUGCACCCUCCCGCUGACUGACCAGAUUGUGUUGGUGGGCUCUGAGGAAGGGCUCUAUGCCCUGAAUGUGAUUAAGAACUCCCUCACUCACAUCCCGGGUAUGGGAUCCGUGUUUCAGAUCCAUAUCAUCAAGGAGCACGACAAGCUGCUGAUGAUCCCAUUCAGAUUUUUGUAUUACGUGCUGUUGCCUUCUGGUCUAACUCCAGAGAUCGCUCACACAAACACACCCCUACUGAUCUGUCUCUUUAUCUCUCAGGAGAUUGAAACGCUCGAGCCGUGCAGCUGCAUCCACUUCACCAGCUACAGCAUCAUCAUUGGUACCAAUAAAUUCUACGAGAUUGAGAUGAAGCAGUGUGUUCUGGAUGAGUUCCUGGACAAGAAUGACGUGUCGCUGGCAUCGGCUGUGUUCACUGGAUCCUCGCACUGUUUCCCAAUCUCCAUCGUCCAGGUGUCCAGCACGCCGCAGAAGGAAGAAUAUCUGCUCUGCUUCCACGGUCAGACACCCAUCACACCAUCUAAACUACAGCAAGUUCCUGUUGCAUGA
This is a messenger RNA of Sinocyclocheilus grahami, 4376 nucleotides long. Its product is annotated as citron Rho-interacting kinase-like. The record is from RefSeq and is a predicted model, not a curated record. The transcript is spliced from 33 exons. Bases 555 to 4376 code for a protein of 1273 amino acids. NCBI's taxonomy places the organism in Eukaryota, Metazoa, Chordata, Actinopteri, Cypriniformes, Cyprinidae.